AUGGGGCAGGUCCAUCAAUGGGGAAAACCCCAUGGGAGAGCACGCCUUUUGUGUACAUUCCCAAUAUUUGCUAUAAGUAGUGCCAUCUAAGUCCCAGGUUGCUAUCAGAACACCACAACACCCCAGGGAACUGGGUACCCAGCACUGAGCACUUCUAUUCUUUGAGCUGAAAAAGAUGGGCUACAGCAAGAGUUUGCUCCUGGCUGCUUUGAUGUCAGUGCUGCUGUUCCACCUCUGCAGCAAGACAGAAGCAGCAAGCGCCUUCGAUUGCUGCCUUCGAUAUACAGAACAAGCCAUUCCCAGCAAAUUUAUCAAGGGCUUCACACAGCAGCUGGCCAACGAUGCUUGUGACAUCAAUGCAGUCAUCCUUCACACAAAGAAAGGGUUGGCUGUGUGUGCAGAUCCAAAGAAGAAAUGGGUGAAACAUGUUGUGCACGUCCUCAGCCAAAGAGUCAAGAAGAUGUAAAAACAGAUGCUCUUUGGAAUGAAAUUGGAUACAGCCCAAAAACAAAAAGAACCUCCCUGGAGUUGGUGGUUUCACUUGCACAUCGUUGAGGGUUUAGCAGUUAUCUGAUUUGUGUCAUUGGACUUAUCCAGUUAAUGAAGUUGAUACAUAUUGCAUCGUUCUUUACUUUGUUAAACAUUGCAUUACAGCCAAACUAGUUCAUGUUAAGUUAUUUAUAUAUGUGGGCCUUUUGUGUGUAUGUCUUACUAUUUAAUAAUAAUUUUUCAUAAACUACUUAUUUUAGUACGAGGUAUAAAAUUAUGCUUGGAGGAAUAAGAUUAU
This is a messenger RNA of Eptesicus fuscus (big brown bat), 787 nucleotides long. RefSeq names its product C-C motif chemokine ligand 20 (gene CCL20). Gene Ontology annotation, cellular component: extracellular region. Gene Ontology annotation, biological process: cellular response to interleukin-1; cellular response to tumor necrosis factor; monocyte chemotaxis. The coding region runs from base 176 to 466 and encodes 96 amino acids. The record is from RefSeq and is a predicted model, not a curated record. Lineage: Eukaryota; Metazoa; Chordata; Mammalia; Chiroptera; Vespertilionidae. The transcript is spliced from 4 exons. Gene Ontology annotation, molecular function: chemokine activity; CCR chemokine receptor binding.